AUGGCUUCUUAUACUGUCACAACCGAAGAAGACAAUAUCUCAACACUGACGAUGCUCGGUCCGAACAAAGAGCAACCAGCAUUCGCAGCUCCAGGAUUUUGCUGGUCUGAUUAUAUCGUACACCGUCCAGUCUAUCCGUCUUCCUUUUGGGAACGCAUUUUUACAUAUCACGCUCAGAGCUCGAACAGCUGGGGAACUGCUCACGAUGUUGGAGCGGGGGCUGGUAUUGCUGCUCAAGAAUUAGCAAAGCGCUUCAACCAUAUCAUCGUUUCGGACCCAAAUGAAGGAUACGUUGGCAUCGCGUCUGAGAGGCUUGGCCAAUUCGGAUUCUGCAAAAGCAAGUUUGCCUUCCUUCAAGAGGGGGCUGAGGAAAGCUCUGUACCAAGUCAUCAAGUCGAUCUGCUCACAAUCUGUGAAGCUUUCCACUGGACAGACGUCUCAAAAGCCAUGGAUUCCUAUGCCCGCCAGCUAAAGCCCGGAGGAACGCUCUCAAUCAACUUCUAUGGCAUGCCUCAGCUGAUCAACAAUGAAAGCGCGCAACGAGUUUGGGGCGAAAUGAUUGAGAUCUGGGCGCAAAAGCUGCACAAUGCUGGUGGUAUCCUAUCUCGAGGAGUAGAACAUAUGAGUGCCGGGCUUGAUUCUGUACCAAUCCCAGAUCAGGACUUUGAGGCUGGCUCAAAGAGGAUCACUGUUGACACGGGCUGCAAGAUGAAGACUCUAAAUUCUGCGCUUUCGAUGGCACCUAAGCAAGUCGGACAAGGGGAAGUGAUGGAGCUGAUUGAGGACGACAAGGAAUGGCGAUCAAUGAGAGAUGUACAAUGGCUGAAGGGUUUCUUUGCGACUUUGUUGCCGAGAGUAGGUGAAGAAGAAAUUCAAGAUCUUUGGUCGGCGCUGGAGUCUUUCGCAGACGGUCAGAACGUUGAAAUUUCAUGGCCUCUUGAGCAGAUCCUGAGCACUAAGCGAUGGGUUGGAGCUGUUGCAAGUCUGUAA
Molecule: messenger RNA, 990 nt
Organism: Glarea lozoyensis ATCC 20868
Lineage: Eukaryota; Fungi; Ascomycota; Leotiomycetes; Helotiales; Helotiaceae
Product: S-adenosyl-L-methionine-dependent methyltransferase
Exons: 2
Coding region: 1-990 (329 amino acids)
Molecular function (GO): S-adenosylmethionine-dependent methyltransferase activity
Source: RefSeq, a predicted model, not a curated record